AUGUCACUUCUACAGCCUGAAAGUAGUAACCACGGCUAUGGCGGUUCCGGGGGUGGUUUUGACGUGAAUAAGUCCCAGUGGCAAGAAUUACCACCUAGAGGUGAAGACGAUCCCAACAAGUAUAGAACGGUCAAGUGUGGCAUUGAGGACUGGAAGGACCUGAGUUACCUUCCCAUUGGAGUGAUGGCACCAUCAAAGUCAAGGAAGGUCGCUAUUGUCGGCAGCCGAUCAGUUGGCAAGUCUUCGCUUGCAGUCCAGUUCGUCGACGGCCACUUUGUUGAGAGCUACUACCCUACAAUUGAAAACACCUUCAGCAAGGUCAUCAAGUACAAAGGCCAGGAGUUCUCUACGGAGAUCAUCGACACCGCCGGCCAGGAUGAGUACAGCAUAAUGAACAGCAAGCACUUUAUCGGUAUCCACGGCUACAUGCUGGUCUAUUCAGUUGCAUCUCUCCAGUCCUUUGAGAUGGUUCAAGUCAUUCGUGAGAAGCUUCUCAACCACCUAGGCGUCGAGUGGGUCCCUAUCGUCAUUGUAGGCAACAAGAGCGACCUCCGCCCCGAGCAGCGCCAGGUCAGCACCGAUGACGGAAAGAAGCUGUCUGAGAAGUACAACUGCGCCUGGACUGAAGCCAGCGCUCGCUAUAACGAGAACGUUGGCCGGGGCUUUGAUCUCCUCAUCGCACAGAUCGAAAAGGCGCAGAACCCUAAUGAGCCUCCAGCCGGCGGCAAGUGCCUGGUGAUGUGA
Diaporthe citri is the source of this 744-nucleotide messenger RNA. RefSeq lists its product as uncharacterized. NCBI's taxonomy places the organism in Eukaryota, Fungi, Ascomycota, Sordariomycetes, Diaporthales, Diaporthaceae. The coding region runs from base 1 to 744 and encodes 247 amino acids. Gene Ontology annotation, cellular component: plasma membrane. Gene Ontology annotation, biological process: small GTPase-mediated signal transduction. The transcript has 5 exons. Gene Ontology annotation, molecular function: GDP binding; GTPase activity; GTP binding. The record is from RefSeq and is a predicted model, not a curated record.